AUAAAACAAGUAGAUAAUAUAUAUAUAUAUUGCUUAUAUAUUGAUAUUCUUUGAUUUGCAUUCAUACACUAACUAAAACAGUUCUUUUUACUGAUACUCAAAAUUUUCUUCAGAUACUUACAUAUGUAAGUCAAAAGUGUAGAUUACUAUGUACUGAACGAGUACCGGACGAACUAAUGACUAUUCAUGAUUCCAUAAUUGAAUCAAUUACAGACCGGUUCAAAACUAGAGGCAUGGUAAAACUUCGUUUGAAACGAUGUGGUAGAAAGCAACGUGCGACUUGAAGGACAUGAUCAACUGUGGAUUAAAUUUACUCAUAUAUACAUAUUUUUAAUCUCUGAACUUAUAAAUUUAAAAACUAAAAUUAUGAAGUGCGUUUAACAAUGUAAGUACUACCAAGUUUGGAAGAAUAGAAAAUGCGAAAAAGUUGUACAGAAACUUGUAGAAACUAGAGUUGGCUUAAUUACCGUUGUUACAGUGGUCCCCUGAACGGCAAGGUGAAGGACUUGAAAGUGCAAAUUACCAGUUGAAAGCUCAUCUUCCUAAAGCUAUGUUGUUCAGCACGGUUUCCCAUAUUUUUUCUGAGGAUUUACUGUCAUAGUCAUCAAAUGCACAGCUACCAUGUCAAUUUCGUGUCCGUGUGUGUUUCCAUGUCUUAGCAUAUAGAAUCAUUUCAAAGACUAUCUUAUGGAGAACGAGCUAGCUUAUUAAAGUCACACCAACUUCAGGAUAAUAACAUUAUUCAUGGAGACAGAAACAUAUGGCAAGUACAAAUAAUGCAAAUGAUAAUAAAUAGCUAUGCACCCCUAUGUUACAGAUCACAAACAUAGAAAAGCAAGUCUGUUUUUCCAUGAAUCAUGGAUCUAGAUUUACUUCUUGCCUGAAAAGCCUUCUGUUUACAUACCUCUAUUAUGUUGGGACAUCAAACAGGCUCUGGCCCAUGUUUAAACGAGCAACAACUAGUUCUUGCAAGACAGGAUAUUAAUUUUGCAAAGGCGAGAAACAUCAAAGAAAUGACAUAGCUCUAAAUCAACCCAUUUUUCCUCUGGUUAUAAAAACAAGAAUGUUAAUCAAUGAUACAACAGAUAUUUAUUGAGAUGCCCUACAAUCCAAGCUUUGAGCCUGAGAUAUAACUUGGAGGGGAUGUGGGAGAGACAUAUAUUCAAAUUAGAGCAUGAAGGUACAAAAGACUAUUAAUUAAUCAUAUCUAAAGUGAUCCUCAAUAAAAGAUAUUUAAGUGA
Rubroshorea leprosula is the source of this 1241-nucleotide messenger RNA. The record is from the annotation of a GenBank genome assembly. Lineage: Eukaryota; Viridiplantae; Streptophyta; Magnoliopsida; Malvales; Dipterocarpaceae.